This is a messenger RNA of Rhagoletis pomonella (apple maggot), 6096 nucleotides long. It is a transcript of the gene mam, whose product is annotated as neurogenic protein mastermind. Gene Ontology annotation, cellular component: mitotic spindle; chromosome, centromeric region; nucleus. The record is from RefSeq and is a predicted model, not a curated record. Gene Ontology annotation, biological process: regulation of mitotic cell cycle; CENP-A containing chromatin assembly; Notch signaling pathway. Bases 1147 to 6096 code for a protein of 1649 amino acids. The transcript has 7 exons. Lineage: Eukaryota; Metazoa; Arthropoda; Insecta; Diptera; Tephritidae. Gene Ontology annotation, molecular function: transcription coactivator activity.
UUCCAUUUAGUAUGAAACAAAAUGUCUGCGAGUAUUUGGUUAAUGGGUGGAGGUGAACGAGUUAUCGUGCCAGUGAAAUUGUAAAAUAAAAACGAAAAGUUAUUAAAGUAUAUGCUAAAGGCUUCAGUGAAUGUGUUUGCUUAAAAUAUAGAGUUUUUAGUGUGCCACCAGAUAUACAGACAUACCAAAAGAAAAUGCUUAUCUUCUUUGUGCAUUAUUUUCCAACCAAUUGGAAUGACGCUAGCGUAAUGUGUAUAGCCUCUACAGUUUGCGGCAGCGUCCUAGUGCGCGCGUAAAAACAAAAAUACUGUGAAUUGAAAUUCGCAUGUCCUUUUAUUGGUUUUUAUUAAUAACAAAUGUGUCGCAAUACAAAUUAGUGGAGAACGAUAGGAAAGUGAAUGGCAUCGAAGUUCAUCGCAUAUAUAAAUACAUGUAUAUGUAUGUAUAUAUGUACAUAAAUAUUGUGCAUAUAAGCGGACAUGGCUACAUCUGUUGCCGAUCUGAUAAACGUGUGGACAAGUGUGGUGGAUUUAGAUAUGGACAUUUAACAAUUGUUAUUUGUUCUGCUUACCUUGUAAGGAUUUUAUUUAAAAAUUCGCUAAACAUUUUAUUUCCGGCGUUUACUGGACGAUUGUUGCUCUUUACUUCGAAUUUUGAUUAACACUAAUACGUUCGCAACUAGAAUGAAUCUGUGUUUCUACAUACCAGUGUAUUAUUCCGCGUAUGUUUGCUGUAAUCCUUAAAAUGAACAUCACGCUCGAAAAUACGCCACUUACUUGGCGAAUAUGGACAGUCUUUGCUCCAAGGAACUUAUUUCUGAGCAUGUAAAUCCACCACAAGUCGAGAGGAAAAUGAUCACGUGAGCCGAAACACUAUCAUUUCAUUCUAAAGAUCAGAAACUGAGACCUGUUAACGGUGGAAGUGCUUACUGGCUCAAAGUUAGUAAUCACGACCUUUCCGCUUACCUAGUUAAUGGCAUUAGUGGUUUCGAUUAUAUUCGGUGUAAUACUUGGUGUUCCAUAAAUAGUUACACUUCGGCGCUUCGUGUUUCAUUAGUGCGGGGCGCUCAAAGUUGGGACCAAAGUGGCAACUAGAGACUGGUGCGACACGACGGUGACGACAAAACUGCAACAGAAAUUUGUAUUUAUGGAUGCUGGAGGCAUUCCUGUCUUUCAGAGCGCCAGCCAGGCAGCCGCCGCAGCCCAACACCAACAGCAAAAACAACAGCAGCAACAACAACAACAGCGUCAACAACAGCUAACCCUACAACUCCAGCAGCAUCAACACUUACAACACCAUCAACUGCAGCAACAACAGCAGCUACAUCAGCAACAAACGAUUGGAUUGCACCUGCAGCAACAUCAGCAACAACAACUACACAAUGUGCAGCAGCAACAACAGAUACAGGUGCAACAUCACCAGCAACAGUCGAAUGGACAACAACACCAACAGCAGCCACAAUACAACACAGCUCCACCAGGAACAGCGGGCCCAGGAGGCAGAAUUGGCGGCGGCAUUGGCCUUGGCGGCGGCGGAGCUGGCAGCACUGCAGGAGCGACUGGAGCGGCAGCAGCAGCGGUUGGAGGAGCUGGCGGCAUGGGCGGCCUCAUCGGCCCCGGCAACAACGUUAACGGGCCAGCGCUUGGCAGUAACAACAACCAAAUACACAACCAGGGCGGUUGCGGGCCCGAAAUUGUGCCGCCGAAGCGGCAGCAAAUGGUUGAUAGACUUAGGCGCCGCAUCGAGAACUACAGGCGUCGGCAGACGGACUGUGUGCCGCGUUAUGAACAGACAUUUAACACAGUAUGCGAGCAGCAGAAUCAUGAGACGGCGGCAUUGCAGAAGCGUUUCCUUGAGAGUAAAAACAAGCGCGCCGCCAAGAAAGCGGAGAAAAAGCCAACUGAGCCUGCAUCGGCUCCGAUGAUGGCAGGCAAUCUACAAAGCAGUGUUCAUGUGCAGCAGAAAUUUCUAAAACGACCAGCGGACGACAUCGACAAUGGAGGUGAGAACUUCGAGCCACCACAUAAACUACCAAACAACAAUAACAACAACAACAAUAACGGCGGCUCCGAAAAUCUUACGAAAUUCUCAGUGCAUAUUGUGCAAAAAUUAGAGUUCACCACCUCGGCGGCGAAUUCGCAGCCGCAGCAGAUAAGCACAAAUGUUACAGUGAAGGCCCUUACGAACACUUCAGUAAAGAGUGAGCCCGACGUAAGUGGGAACGGCGGAGGUUGCGGGGCAGCGGGUGGUGGUUCCAGCGGUGGUUCUGGUGCUACAAAUGAUCCACAAGGUGGUGGCGGCGGCAUAUCAAAUAAUGGACGUGGAAAUCCUGGCAACGGCGGCGGUGCCAAUGGAGGAAAUAACAUGGGUGGUAACAGCGGAACGAGUGGCGUUGGCAGCAACUUAAUGGGCGGGCACAAUAACUCGAAUACUACAACACAGCAACAGCAAAAAGUGGGCGUGACUGGCGGACUAGGCGGUCUCGCCAAUUUGGUUGAAUGCAAACGUGAGCCAGACCAGGAGUUUCCCGAUUUGGCAGGGCUAGAAAAGGAGUCCGGUCCCAAUGGCAAUUUUCCCGGCUUCCCUGAUCUCAUGGGUGAUGACAUCAUCAACGAUUUGCAAGAUUUUAAUCCGGAUUUGUUUAGCUUCGAUGAGAAGCCACUUUUAGAUAUUAAAACUGAGGAUGGUAUAAAAGUGGAGCCACCAAAUGCACAGGACCUAAUCAAUAGUCUAAAUGUAAAGUCGGAAAAUGCAAUGGCAGAUUUCAACGCUGCGUUCGGUGGUGGCGGCAUCGGCAUGAGCGUUGGUGGCCCAAACAAUGGGCCUAAUGGCGGUGUUGGUGGCCCUAUGAACGGGCCUCCACAACCCGAUCCUCAGACUAUGAACAAAAUGCGGCAGUUUCUGAACGGCCCGGAUGGCGGAUCGAUGAACUCGCUUGCGGCACAAACUUUAAAACAAAUGGCGGAGCAGCAUCAACACAAGAACGCCAUGGGAGGCAUGGGUGGUUUCCCACGACCGCCAAUGCACCAAUCACAGCAAGGGCAAUUAAUGGCUGGAAGUGGACCAAACGGACGAUACAGUGAUUACGGUAGCUUUAGUAACGAUUUUGGGAUGGGACCGAAUGGCCCGCAGCAACAACAACAUCUACCGUCACAGUUUCAGCAAAAGGGUCCUGGAAACGUACCCAUGGGUGGUCCCGGUGCGAACGUCGGCAUGCAGCAACCAUUCCUCGACAUAAAACAGGAGUUAUUCUAUUCUUCACAAAACGACUUCGAUCUCAAACGGCUACAACAGACACAAAUGCACCAACAACAACAUCAACAUCCGCAACCACAAUCGCACGCACAACAGCAACAUCCGCAAGCAGCGCAACACUCGCACGGUUCGAACGGACCGAAAAUGGGACCAGGUGCGGGCGCUGGAAAUUUCCCAAAACCAGGUCAGACUCAAACGCAACAGCAGCAACCAAAUCCUCAACAGCAAUACUCGGCCUAUAACUCACCGAUGACAGGAGCAAACAACCAAAAUCCUACUGGGCAAUCAUUUAUGCAAGGGCCUAAUCGAGCUGCAGGCGGAGUAGGUGGUGUAGGUGUUGGCGUAGGCAUGGGCGGAUGUGGCGGCAGUGCUGGUGCUCCCAAUAUUGGUGCCCAGCAAAUGCCUCAACAGCAACAGCAGACCAAUCCACAACAGCGUAGUGGGCCCCAAAAUGGACCUCCGCCCAACGUCAACAGCGGUCCAAGCGGUAUGGGUGGCGGUCCUAAUGUAGGCGGCCCUUCGGGACAAAACCAUCAAAAUGGUCCGGCUGGAGGAGUUAAUGCAGGUGCUAGUAAUAGCGGUAGCUCACAAGCGGGUCCAAAUAUGCAUCAGCAGCAGCAGCAGUCGACAACUACAACUUUGCAAAUGAAACAAACCCAACAGCUGCAUAUUAGCCAACAAGGCAGUGGACAUGGAAUCCAGGUCUCGACUGGUCAACAUCUCCAUUUGACUGGGGACAUGAAGAGCAAUGUCUCGGUGGCUGCGCAACAGGCCGUGCAAUUUUUCAAUCAGCAGCAACAACAGACCCAUGGGCCAGGAACGCAACAGCAAGGGCAUGGCGCGCAACAGCAACACGGCCAGCAGCAACAGCAAAAUACUCAGAAUCCGCAACAGCAACAACAAUCGCAACAGUCUCAACAGCAACCAAAUCCAAAUAUCAAUCACGGAAAUGGUACCUCAGACGGCUUCUCUAUUUCGCAAACACAAUCAAUGAGCUUCACCCAACAACAGCAGGCACAACAACAACAACAGCAGCAGCAACAGCAGGCACAGCAGCAAGCGCAGCAAAAUCAACAGAUGCCGUCCAACAUGCGCCAGCGCCAGUCGCAAGCUCAGGCCCAAGCAGCGGCAGCCGCAGCUGCAGCCGCUGCCUUGGCGCAGGUAACUUCGACAAAUGUGGGUUCGCCAGUGGGCUCCAACGGGCCUAACAAUAACAAUACUAACGGGACGAACAAUACAGGCGGUGCUAACAAUCUCAUGGGCCAGCAGCAACAGCAGUCGAGCGCUCCGCAGUCAAGCGUGAUUGGUAGUAACGUACACAGUGGUCCGAAUGUGCUUCCACCCGGCAUGAAUGCUAUGGGGCCGAGCGGACCAGGUUCACAGAUAGGCAUGGGAGGCAUGAGUGGACCAAACCAAAUGGGCGGUAUGAUGACAGGCAGCAAUAUGUCACAUCAGAAUGGUCCUAAUGUACCAAACUCAUCUGCGGCUGCUAUGAUGAUGGGUGCUGGUCCCAACGGUGGACCACCAAUGAAUAUAAGUCAAGCAAAGUUCUUGCAGCAACAGCAAAUGAUGCGAGCACAAGCAAUGCAGCAGCAACAGCAACACAUGGGCGGAGCGCGUCCCCCGCCGCCAGAAUACAAGGCGUCGCAGGCGCAGCUUAUGCAAGCACAAAUGAUGCAGCAGACCGUUGGAGGCGGUGGACGAUUUCCGAAUGCAGCAGCCCAAGCAGCGGCGAUGCGAAGAAUGACACAGCAGCCCAUACCACCUUCAGGUCCAAUGAUGCGUCCUCAGCACUCCAUGUACAUGCAGCAUUCGGGUGCGAGCGGUCCGCGAUCAGCCAUGGGUCCCUAUGGCGGUCCGAUGGGGCCACAGCAGCGGCCACCCAACGUACAAGUGACGCCUGACGGCAUGCCAAUCGGAUCGCAACAGGAAUGGCGCCACAUGAUGAUGUCACAGCAGCAACAGAUGGGUUUUGGAGGUGGCCCAGGUGGCCCGAUGCGCCAAGGACCCGGAGGUUUUAGCGCCGGUGGUUUUAUGUCUAACGCUGGCGGAGGUGGUCCCAUGUCAGGUGGAGGCAGCGGUAGCAUGGGCCCCGGUCCGAACCAAGGAAUGCAAUUGAAUCCAGCACAGAUCCAGCAGCAGAUGAUGCGCCAACAACAAGUACAACAACAGCAGCAACUGCAAUCACAGCAACAACAGAUGCUAGCAAACGCUGGAGGUAACGGCGGACCUGGACCUGGCAAUAUGCAGAUGCAACAAAUGCUACACCAACACCAUCAACAGCAAUCAAGUGGCCCUGGUCCGCAUGGACCCGGACCUGGCAGCAUGAUGACCCAAAUGCAAAUGGCGUCGCUACAUAUGUCGCAGUCGCAACAACAAAUCACAAUGCAGCAACAGCAAUUCGUGCAACAAACCUCGUCGACGGCAACAACGCACCAGCAACAUACACAAAUGAUGCAAAUGGCACAAAGUGUGGUAAACAGCAGCUCAGCUUCUGGUGGUAUGGUAGCCGGCCCAGGUGGGAGCGGACCUGGUCCCGGAGGCGGGGUAUUGGGUGGGCAUGGAGCAGGCGGCGUCCUUGGACCUAGUAAUAACAAUAUCGCAAGCAAUAACAUAACGGCGGCUGCGUCAUCUGCGGCCGUAAAUCAAUCUGUUAACGCCCCAGCUCCUUCUAAUACUGCCAAUGCCAUUAAUCAGACUAUAAACUCAGUAGUAGCCAAUUCAAACGAUUUAUGUCUCGAAUUCCUUGACAAUUUACCGGUAGACAGCGGCAACUUCUCUACGCAGGAUUUAAUCAAUUCGCUAGACAAUGACAAUUUUAAUCUGCAAGACAUUCUAUAA